Phanerochaete carnosa HHB-10118-sp is the source of this 861-nucleotide messenger RNA. RefSeq lists its product as uncharacterized. Bases 97 to 609 code for a protein of 170 amino acids. NCBI's taxonomy places the organism in Eukaryota, Fungi, Basidiomycota, Agaricomycetes, Polyporales, Phanerochaetaceae. The transcript has 2 exons. The record is from RefSeq and is a predicted model, not a curated record.
GCGACUUUGAUACCAUCUCCGACGACGAGCUUUAUCCCGCCUAGGUUCCUCACUGAAGCACGCUCUUUUGACGACCAUACCACUUCGUCUUCCAAUAUGCGUCUUACCGCUCUGAUUGCUGUACUUGCCCUACCGUUCCUCGCAGUUGCGCAGAAUAACAAUGCUACAUCUGCAUCUACUGCGUCCGGCUCCACAUCAGCUCCUGCCAGCUCUGGCUCUGCAUCGCAAUCCCCUUCGGUCAUUCUAUCGACAUCGUUCACGACCGGUGUCUCGCUGGGUCCAGGGCGUGUUACAACCACCUUCACGUCUCCUGUUGUCCUCACUAUCACUCCCUCUCCCACCUCUUCGGGGAACAAUACCUCAGGCAAUAACACCAACUCCUCAAGUAGCAGCCCCUCGUCGACAGGGCCGCUGCCGACCGCGCCGACAGAUAUAAAUGGCGGAGGGGAUGGCCCAGGUGGCGGUGCACCCUCGCCGGGCGCGUCUGGAUCGGGUGGCAUCUAUGGUCCACCGGAUAGUUACAUUUCCUUUGCCCUUGCUUUGCCGAUCAACUCCAUCCUCGCGUGUAUAGCAGCAGCGGCGUUGGGAGGCACGUUGGUGUUGGGAUGAGGUCCUCGGAGACCUGGGACGAUUAUGAGGGAUACUGUUUUAUCUUGUCGCAUCCACGGACCCUUCCCGGACGGACUACGCUAUCUCUCUUUGCAUAUGUACGCACGCACCAGGGGCUGCAUAAUACCAGUAUACACUGCGUUGUCUUGGACUACUUCUACCUUCUGCUGUCAGGUACUUUCCUCCCCCUUUGCUAUGCUCUUGGUUGUCGUCCAAGUGUUUUGAGGUAGCCUGCGACGAGAGAAGAUUUUA